Molecule: messenger RNA, 5649 nt
Organism: Parnassius mnemosyne (clouded apollo)
Lineage: Eukaryota; Metazoa; Arthropoda; Insecta; Lepidoptera; Papilionidae
Source: the annotation of a GenBank genome assembly
AUGAAAAACUCUCUUUUCAUCAGUUUUCUUACAGAUUUCAAACUAUUAGAAAGUGGACAGGGUCAGGAGCACGGACCAGUGUUCCUGAUGGAGCCACCAUCUCGGCUGGUGUUCUCAAACAGUACCGGUGCAAGAGUGUCGUGCGCCGCGCACGGAGCACCUGCACCACAAUUGGCAUGGCAGCUACCUGAUGGGACUCAGCUGGACGACGCACCUGGUCUAAGACAAGUGCUCGACAACGGAACACUGGUGUUCCUGCCAUUCGCAGCGGUCCAAUAUCGCCAAGAUGUCCACAGCACCGUGUACAGGUGUCGUGCUCACAAUACCCACGGCGCGAUCAUAUCCAGGGAUAUGCGGACACAAGCCGUGGUGUGGCAGGACUGGCAAGUCCACGUUACAUCGACUUCAGCAGAAGUAGGCGGUCCAGCGCUUCUAACUUGCGUAGCGCCGUCAGCGGUUCGAGACCACGCAUCGGUAGCCGCGUGGUACCGAGACGAUGCGGUGCUGGCCCCAGGCGACCACCUCUCUGGCCCCACCCUGUUAGUGGAUGAAGGCUGGAGACUGGUUGUACGUUCUGUUCGCGUGGACGACUCCCGCGCGCAGUACUCCUGCUCCGUCCUCGACUCUCUGACAGGAGAGAGAAGAAGAAGUACUCCCGUCAACAUAGACGUCGCUCCUAUGAGCGUUGCGUCCGCACCACGCUCGAUAUACCACGGGACGUGGGAAGCGCACGUGCGGCGCGGAGGCGACGUGAUAUUGCCGUGUCUCGUCCACGCCAACCCUUCGGCAACGAUCACAUGGUACCGUGAAACACCAGGUGGUGCCCUUCGCGAAGUACGAGAGGGAGAGUCGAGUGGAAGGUACAGCAUGUCAGCGGACGCGCUCGGCAUCCGGCGCGCUGAACAAGCUGACGACGGACGCUGGGCAUGCAGAGCCGCGAACACUCACGGUCAUAUCACACUACGCUUGCAUUUGUCUUUACGUGCGCAUCUAACCGUUCACGUACAGCCACAUACGCAGGUGGUGAACAGCGGUGGAACAGCUACAAUAAACUGCAGUUGGAGCGGCUGGCCCGCACCGAGGCUUGAGUGGUUGCACAACGGGGUCCCCAUCAGCGCUGGCGUUGCGGGGGGCCGGCUGCGAGUGCUGAACAGCGGCGAGCAGCUCGUCAUACCCUCCGUCCACAGAGCUGACAAAGGCGCUUAUCAAUGUAUGGCUAGGAAUGAACGGGACUCGGCACAAUCCAGCGCUGAACUCAGGCUAGGAGACACUGCACCCGAACUUCAGUACACGUUCAUCGAGCAAGUACUGCGACCUGGUCAAGUGGUGACGCUCAAGUGCUCAGCCGCCGGUUCUCCACCACCACAUUUCACUUGGAUGCUGGAUGGCCAGCCGCUAAAUACAAUGAGUAGAGGACACAGAUACAGCGUCGAACAAUUUGCUACUAAAAACAACGACGUUGUGAGCUACCUUAACAUCUCUUCUGUCCGGUCAGAAGAUGGAGGCCUGUAUACGUGUAAAGCUGCAAAUUCUUUAGGGGAAAUAUCUCACACAUCGAGACUUAACAUUUACGGUCCGCCAUACGUGAGAUCGAUUGGUCCCAUUAGAGCGGUAGCGGGUCGGGAGCUCGUAUUGUAUUGCCCCUACUCAGGCUAUCCAAUCAGUUCUGUAAAAUGGGAGAGAGACGGCAGUCAAGUAGAAUGGGAUGGAAACAUAGAAGGUGCCCUAAGAUUAACUAGGGUGGAGUCUUCUCACGCUGGAGCUUAUACGUGUGCCGUAACUGGACCCCAUGGAGAGAUAGCCAGAAGGGAGCUGCAACUCGUCGUUAGCAAUCCACCAGAAAUAGAACCUUUUUCCUUCUCUGCAAAUUUGCAAGAAGGAAAGCGGGCUCAAGUGAGUUGUAGCGUCACAUCCGGCGACAUGCCGGUACAUUUCACCUGGCUCAAAGACAAUGCACCUAUACCUUCUAGUCUACAGGUGGAAGAGCGGGGGGCUGAUUUUUUCAGCAAUCUAGUGUUCAAAGAAGUAUCGGCCCGUCACAGCGGCCUAUACACUUGCGUGGCCUCCAAUACGGCUGCCAAGGUUAAUUAUACCGCAGAGCUGGUAGUGAAAGUAUCACCUAAAUGGGUGAUGGAACCCAAAGAUGAAGCGGUACUAGCCGGUGAAGCAGUCGCACUGCACUGCCAGACAACCGGAUCGCCGACACCGCAGAUCACUUGGUUGAAGCAAAGAGUAGGAUCACCGUCAGAUUUCAUCCCGCUGGUGAACCUGGGCGGCCGCUUCCAGUUCUUGUCCAACGGGACCCUGUGGAUCGAGUCCGCGCUGCCGUACGACGAAGGCCACUACAUGUGCCGAUCGGAGAACGGCGUUGGCUCUCCUCUCACAAAAACUAUUUUUGUCGCUAUCAAUGAGCCAGCCCGGUUCGAACUGACAUCGCACAACGUGUCAGCGCGACGAGACGCGCCGGCGACGCUCACUUGCGAGGCUCGCGGCGACGCACCCCUUCGACUCACUUGGUCCCGGGGUCCACGCCCGCUUGACCUCUCAACCUAUAGGCUAAGUAUAUCCGAAGCAAAGACUGAUAGUGGUUUAAGGUCUCAGUUGUACAUCAGUAGAACCGACAGACAGGACUCUGGUGUCUACAAGUGCCAAGCCGUCAACGCGUUUGGUCAUAGCGACCAUUAUAUUUAUCUUUCCGUCCAAGAAAAACCAGAAACGCCCCAGUCGCUGUCGGUGACGGAGAUCAUGAGCCGCGCGGUGCGGCUGUCAUGGAGCCAGGGCUUCGACGGCAACUCGCCGCUGCAGGCCUACACCGUGCAGCACUGCGCGCUCUCCGUGCGCGCCUCGCACUGGGACUCCGCCGACACCUUCAACGUCUCCGUCCACGCGCCGCACGUGCCGCACUCACACGUCACACUAACCAAAAAAGGAGAUGUCCAUUAUGAGGCUUUGGUGAGCAACCUGAAACCUCACACGGCCUACAUGAUUCGCAUCGCCGCCAUCAACGAGAUAGACCGCAGCGCUUUCACUGAGCCUGUCGUGGUGAAGACUCAAGAAGAAGCGCCGUCGGAGGCGCCGAGCAACGUGCAGGUGUCGGCGGGCGCGCCGGGCGAGCUGCACGUGUCGUGGCGGCCGCCGGCGCGCGCCGCCUGGCACGGCGAGCUGCUGGGCUACUCCGUCACCUGCACCGAGCUGGGCGCCGCCGCCACUGACGGCCACGAGGCGCCCGGGAACAACGCCUCCAGAACCCUAACUGUAAAUGGGUGGUCGGCAACUGAGCUAAGUCUCUCGGCGCUAAAAAAGUUCACCCGCUACGAAGUGCGCGUGCGCGCGUUCAACGGCGUAGCGGCCGGGCCGGCCUCCCCCGCGGUCACGGCCACUACGCUGGAAGGAGUUCCAGAGUCCCAUCCAACAAGAGUAACGUGCUCAGCACUCUCGUCCUCCAGCGUAAAGGUGACCUGGAGCCCGCCGCCUGCUGACCAACGCGGCGGCAUCAUCCAGGGUUACAAAGUCAUCUACACACCUCUAACUAUUAACCACGCCGACGUAGCCGAGAUCAAACGAGUCACGACAACUGACACGUACCUGCACACGCUGCACAAGUACACCAACUACUCCAUCCAAGUCCUAGCCUUCACUGGAGCCGGCGACGGCAAAAGAAGUCCUCCCGUGUACUGCAUGACUGAAGAAGACGUGCCUUCGGCUCCGGAGAAAAUAAAGGCUCUCGCGUACUCCAGCGACUCUGUGCUCGUGAGCUGGCUGCCCCCUGUCCAUCCCAAUGGCAUCAUAUCCCACUACACCGUGUACUACAGGGAAGCGGGACGGUUAGGAAAACACUCAAGCUUCACAGUCUCGGCGGAUAAGAACCCUGAAGUGGAGCUGAUGUUCCAAGUGCGCAACCUCAUGGAGAACCAGUUGUACGAGUUCUGGGUGUCGGCAACCACCGGUUCCGGUGAAGGCGAAUCCACGCACGUGGUCGGACAAGGACCUAGUUCACGAAUACCUGCGCGAAUCGCAUCAUUUGGCGGCUUGCGCGCGGUUCGUGCGGGACGUGCCGUGCUGCUGGCAUGCGCCUGUGUAGGCGCACCCACACCGCGCUCACGCUGGGCGCACGCGCGCGCUCCUGUAACGCACCACGCGUAUUACCAAGUCACGCGCGCCGGACACCUGCACAUACGCGAGGUGAAUGAACAAUCGUCUGGCAACUUCACGUGCACGGCCAGCAACAGCAUUGGCGAAGAUUCGAUAGUGUACGUGGUGAUCGCGAUCACUCCCCCCGCCGCGCCCACGCUUUCCCUGCAGUACACCACCACCAGCAGUAUCAAGCUGCACUGGCGACUGCCCAAUGACAACUCCGAGCCUGUACUUGGUUACCUCCUGCAUUUCAAACAAGCAUCAGAAACAGAGUGGCAAAGCGUUGAACUGUCGCCCGAACUGAACUCUUACACAAUGGACAUGUUGAAGUGCGGAACCACGUACAACGCAAAGAUCCAAGCUCAAAACAAAAUCUCCUUGGGACCGCCCAGUGAAAUCCUUACAGCUACGACAAGGGGAGGCCGUCCAAAACCACCAAAGCCGGAGGAGCACGUCCACAUGAAUUCAACAGCGAUCAAAAUCAAUUUCUACGCGUGGCGCGACGGCGGGUGUCCCAUACUCGGCUUUCGUGUCGAAUACAGACGCGUUGGCGAGGAACAUUGGAUCAAGGUGGGUGAAGCAUUGAGCGCAGCGAACCACGUCAUAGGCUCGUUGUCGUCGGGCACGUGGUACGAACUGAUGAUCGAGGCGCGGAGUGACGCCGGGCCUGAACGCGUUAUUCUGCUUGCAGAUACCCAUACUCUUGCGGGGGGUCGCGUGGCGCGGCCUGCGGCCGGGCCGCCGGCGGCGAGCGGCGCGCGCUCGUCGCUGCGCGCGGUGCUGGUGUGGUGCGCGGCCAGCGCGCUCGUCGUGGCCGCCGCGCUCGCCGCCGUGCUGUGUCUGCUGCACGGCAAGCGCAAGUUCUUCUGCCUAUCAAGCGACCACUACAUGCGCGACGACCGAAAGUUAAGCGAAAGUAACGAGGCGGAGAGAGAGAAGCUCAGAGAAGGACAGAAAUUGUAUUCUUCUUCGUCCAUAAAUGGAAACGAUAAGUCCAACGACGACUCCUCAGCGGAACUGUACGAGAUCAGUCCGUACGCGACGUUCGGCGCGCCGGCGGCGCACUCGCUGCAGUUCCGCACGCUGGCGCGCCGCGAGGACGACGCCGCGCCGCCGCACCGCCGCCGCCGCCGCUGCGACCACUACCGAUACGACGAGUCGAGCCUGUCGAAGCGGUCGACGGUGGAGGCGCGGCACCGCAUGCGAGCGGCGCGCGCGGGGGGCACGGGCGGUGCGGGAGGCGCGGGGGGCGCGGGCGCGGCGCCGCCCUGGCGCGAGCGCUCCGACUCCGACGACUACAGCGACAGCGCCGCCAACACAACCACUAAAGGGUCGGGCAGCGGCGGCGGCAGCGCGUACGGCAGCGGGCGGCGCACCGCCAGCAGCGGAGGGCAGAAUGGGAGCGACGGCCUCUCGGGAAGCUUCGCUCCUGUUCCCCCCGAUAUAUCUUCUUUAAUAGACAAAUACCAGCAAAGGAAAGAGCAAGAAAGACGAGAGUGCACGAUCCACGUAUAA